Messenger RNA from Geodia barretti, 1581 nucleotides. The record is from the annotation of a GenBank genome assembly. NCBI's taxonomy places the organism in Eukaryota, Metazoa, Porifera, Demospongiae, Tetractinellida, Geodiidae.
AUGGAGAUGGAGCUGCAGCAGCAGCAACAACAACAGUGUCCCUCCCUCGACCAAAUGGCGGUCUUCUCGCCCGGCACUAGCGAGCCCCCGACGUCUCUGCACUGGUUCCGACUGGACGCCCUGCGCCUCCACGACAACCCUGCUUUCACCAAGGCCGUUUCCUACGGCAUGCGGUUCCGUGCCGUUUUUAUCAUCGACCCGUGGUUCAAUGGGAACUACAGCGGUGGUCCCAGCGUCAACGUCUGGCGGUUCCUCCUGGAAUCUCUCCACGACCUGGACUUUCAGCUGCAGAAGGUUCCCUUCAACACACGUCUGAACGUCGUGGUGGGCCACCCUCUCCUCCUCCUCCCGCAAAUCUUCCAGAAGUGGAACGUGAAGGCGCUCACUUUCCAGGCCUCACAGACCAGCUACGAGUCGAUGCACCACGACAGCAUCGUCAAGAUGAUUGGUAAGGACCACCAGGUAGACGUCAAUCCCUUUUUCAGCAACACCCUCUACCACCCCAUGGAGGUCAUCUCGGCCAACGACGGCCAGGUCCCGAUCACCUACAAGCAUUUCCGGCAGGUCAUUCAGAGAAUCGGUAAGCCACAAGAACCGCUCCACCUCCCGGCGACCUCCAGCAUCCUCAAUACACUCCCUCCCAGCGGCGAAAUCGAACCACCGCUCGGGAGCAUCCCUACUCUCCAGGAACUGGGCUUCGAUGCCAGCAAGGCUCUGUACACCAACUCCUGGGCCGGCGGAGAGACAGAGGCGCUCUGUCGGCUCUUCCGCUACGGGAUGUCUCGCAUCGAGUCCAUGCACGACCCGACUCGCUGGCUCCUGUCCAAGGACGCCCUCAGUCCCUACCUUCGCUUCGGGUGUCUCUCUGCUCGCCAGGUGUUCAGCCAGCUCCAGCAGUUUGCCUCUGUCUCCACGCGUGGCCAGCAACUCUUUAAACAAACGGCCAAGAACCUUCUCCUUCGCGACUUUGCCUACCUUGUGGGCUCCACCACGCCAAAGUUUGACGUCAUGGAAGGAAACCACCUGUGCAUCCAGCUCCCUUGGGACACCAACCAGGAGUUUCUCUCCUCUUGGCAGGAGGGCCGCACGGGCUACCCCUGGAUUGACGCCAUCGUCCGCCAGUGUCGCAAGGACGGUUGGGCUCAUUUCAUGGCCCGUCAGAGCAUAGCCGUGUUUCUCACGCGCGGCUACCUCUGGAUCUCCUGGGUUCUGGGCAAAGACUUCUUCCACAAGUACAUGCUCGAUUUUGAGCUCCCGGUGUCCACCGUGUGUUGGAUGCAGAGCUCUUGCUCCGGGUUCUUCUGCAACCAGGUGGAGAGCUUUGACCCGUGCCUUAUCGGGAAGAAGAUGGACAUGAACGGCAUGUUCAUAAAGUCGUAUGUCCCCGAGCUCGCCAAAUAUCCGAGUGAGUACAUCCACUACCCGUGGAAAGCUCCUCACUACGUGCAGCAGCAGGCCGGAUGCAUCAUUGGCACAGACUACCCCAAACCAAUCGUCGACGUGUGCGAACAAGGACAGCUGUGCUGCAAACGCAUACAGUCCAUCAUGAGCUCCUUGCACAAAGUGUUCAAUGAGAGCUGA